ACGUGCAUAGACACGAAGAGGCGUCAGGGAGCGGAGCCGGGUUUAGCUCCGUGGUGCCGGGUAAUAGCCCGAGGGUGAUAGGGUCAGGCGGUUGCACCUGCACACGAGAAGCAUUGUCUUUGCUGAGCCCGGACCGCGCGCGGGAAUAGGGUGGGUGCCGGAGGGGCUGCGCGGGCUGAGCCGGAGCGGCGGUGCCGGCAGGGGGCGCUGCGGGCGGAGGCCGCGCUGACCGCUCCGGCCCGGCCCGGCCCAGCGCAGCUCCCGGGUUCAGCCGCGCGGGCCCAGCCGCGCCGCCGCCGCGAUGGUGAAGGAGCAGUUCAGGGAGACCGAUGUGGCCAAGAAAAUAAGCCACAUCUGUUUUGGCAUGAAAUCUCCAGAGGAGAUGCGGCAGCAAGCUCACAUUCAAGUGGUCAGCAAAAAUUUGUAUAGUCAGGACAACCAUCACUCUCCGCUGCAGUAUGGAGUGCUGGACCAUCGCAUGGGAACCAGUGAAAAAGACCGUCCCUGUGAAACCUGUGGGAAAAGUCUGGCUGAUUGUUUAGGGCAUUACGGGUACAUUGACUUAGAACUACCAUGUUUUCAUGUUGGGUACUUCAAAGCUGUGAUAGGCAUCUUACAGAUGAUCUGCAAAACCUGUUGCCGCAUCAUGCUGUCAGUGGAAGAAAGAAAGCAGUUUUUAGAUUACCUAAAACGACCUGGCCUUACAUAUCUUCAGAAGAGAGGACUAAAAAAGAAAGUGUCUGAGAAGUGCAGAAAGAAAAGCACUUGUCCUUACUGUGGGGCCUUUAAUGGAACUGUGAAGAAGUGUGGUUUGUUGAAAAUAAUACAUGAAAAGUACAAGACAAAUAAGAAAGUUGUAGAUCCAAUAGUAUCUACUUUUCUCCAGUCCUUUGAAACUGCCAUUGAAUAUAACAAAGAAGUAGAACCCUUACUGGGAAGAGCUCAGGAAAACUUGAAUCCUUUGGUAGUAUUGAACCUCUUUAAAAGAAUCCCAGCAGAAGACAUCCCUCUACUUCUGAUGAACCCACAAGCAGGUAAACCUUCAGAUUUGAUCCUCACACGACUCCUGGUGCCUCCACUGUGUAUCAGACCCUCAGUUGUGAGUGAUUUGAAGUCUGGCACCAAUGAGGACGAUUUGACCAUGAAACUGACAGAGAUCAUUUUCCUCAAUGAUGUAAUAAAAAAGCAUAGGAUAUCAGGAGCUAAAACACAGAUGAUUAUGGAAGACUGGGAUUUUCUUCAACUGCAGUGUGCCCUGUACAUUAAUAGUGAGCUCUCUGGAAUACCCCUCAACAUGGCACCUAAAAAAUGGACCAGAGGUUUUGUUCAGAGACUUAAGGGAAAGCAAGGUCGGUUUAGAGGCAAUCUGUCUGGAAAGAGAGUGGAUUUUUCUGGCAGAACAGUCAUUUCACCUGAUCCUAACUUAAGAAUAGACGAAGUAGCAGUGCCUAUUCAUGUUGCUAAAAUAUUGACGUUUCCUGAAAAGGUGAACAAAGCAAACAUUAAUUUUAUGAGGAAACUUGUCUGUAAUGGUCCUGAUGUUCAUCCUGGAGCAAACUUCAUACAGCAAAGACACACCCAGAUGAAAAGAUUUUUGAAAUACGGGAACCGAGAGAAGAUGGCCCAGGAGCUGAAGUUUGGUGACAUUGUGGAGCGACAUCUGAUAGACGGUGACAUUGUCCUGUUCAACCGGCAGCCCUCACUGCACAAGCUGAGCAUCAUGGCUCACAUUGCUAGAGUGAAACCUCAUAGGACAUUCAGGUUCAAUGAAUGUGUCUGUACACCAUACAAUGCAGACUUUGAUGGAGAUGAGAUGAACCUUCACCUUCCUCAGACAGAAGAAGCAAAAGCAGAAGCACUUGUUUUAAUGGGGACUAAAGCCAACUUGGUGACACCAAGAAAUGGAGAACCUCUUAUUGCUGCCAUUCAGGAUUUCCUCACAGGUGCCUAUCUUCUUACAUUGAAAGAUACCUUUUUUGAUCGAGCCAAAGCCUGUCAAAUUAUUGCUUCUAUCCUGGUAGGCAAGGAUGAAAAGAUCAAAGUUCGUCUUCCACCCCCAGCAAUUCUGAAGCCUGUAACACUCUGGACAGGAAAACAGGUUUUCAGCCUCAUUCUCAAACCCAGUGAUGAUUGUCCUGUAAAAGCCAACUUACGAACAAAGGGCAAACAGUAUUGUGGCAAAGGGGAAGACCUGUGUUACAAUGAUUCUUAUGUCACAAUUCAAAACAGCGAGUUAAUGAGUGGCAGUAUGGACAAAGGAACACUGGGGUCAGGAUCCAAGAACAACAUCUUCUACAUUUUACUGAGGGACUGGGGCCAGGUGGAGGCUGCAGAUGCCAUGUCACGUCUGGCCAGACUUGCUCCAGUCUAUCUUUCUAAUCGUGGCUUUUCAAUUGGAAUUGGUGAUGUAACCCCUGGGCAGGGCCUGUUAAAAGCUAAGUAUGAGCUCCUGAAUGCUGGCUAUAAGAAAUGUGAUGAGUAUAUUGAAGCUCUGAACACUGGUAAGCUACAGCAGCAACCUGGUUGUACUGCAGAGGAGACACUAGAGGCCUUAAUCCUUAAAGAACUGUCUGUUAUCAGAGAUCAUGCUGGCAGUGCCUGUCUUAGAGAACUGGACAAGAGUAACAGUCCCCUGAUUAUGGCUCUCUGUGGUUCUAAAGGCUCCUUCAUUAACAUAUCCCAGAUGAUUGCUUGUGUAGGGCAGCAGGCCAUCAGUGGGUCCCGUGUUCCCGAUGGGUUUGAGAACAGGUCCUUGCCUCACUUUGAGAAGCAUUCUAAGCUCCCUGCAGCAAAAGGCUUUGUUGCAAACAGCUUCUAUUCUGGAUUGACUCCCACUGAAUUUUUUUUCCACACAAUGGCUGGUCGAGAAGGUCUGGUUGAUACAGCUGUAAAAACAGCUGAAACUGGGUAUAUGCAGAGACGUCUGGUGAAAUCCCUUGAAGAUCUUUGCUCACAGUAUGAUUUAACAGUCAGAAGUUCUACUGGUGACAUUAUACAAUUUAUUUAUGGAGGAGAUGGCUUGGAUCCUGCAGCUAUGGAAGGGAAGGAUGAACCACUGGAAUUCAAGCGAGUUCUAGACAAUAUCAGGGCGGUCUAUCCAUGCCGAAGUGAACCAGCCCUUAGCAAAAAUGAAUUGGUGUUAACAUCUGAGUCCAUCAUGAAGAAGAAUGAAUUUCUUUGCUGCCAAGACAGCUUUCUGCAGGAAAUAAAAAAAUUCAUCAAAAGCGUUUCUGAGAAGAUAAAAAAAACUAGGGACAAAUAUGGAAUUAAUGACAAUGGCACAACAGAGCCAAGAGUUUUAUAUCAGUUGGAUAGGAUUACUCCAACACAACUAGAGAAGUUUCUAGAGACUUGUAGAGACAAAUACAUGAGGGCACAGAUGGAGCCUGGUUCAGCAGUAGGAGCUCUUUGUGCACAGAGUAUUGGUGAGCCUGGCACGCAGAUGACUCUGAAGACUUUCCAUUUUGCUGGUGUUGCUUCAAUGAACAUUACUUUGGGUGUGCCAAGAAUCAAAGAAAUCAUUAAUGCUUCAAAGGCUAUUAGCACCCCUAUUAUAACAGCACAGUUGGACAAAGAUGAUGAUCCUGAUUUUGCCCGUCUGGUAAAAGGAAGAAUUGAGAAAACUUUGUUAGGAGAGAUUUCUGAAUAUAUUGAGGAAGUGUUUCUUCCAGAUGACUGUUUCAUCCUAGUGAAGCUGUCUUUAGAGCGCAUUAGACUACUGAGAUUAGAGGUGAAUGCAGAGACUGUGCGCUACUCGAUUUGCAUCUCUAAACUCAGAGUGAAGCCUGGGGAUGUUGCUGUCCAUGGAGAAGCAGUUGUAUGUGUGACCCCUCGUGAAAAUAGCAAGAGUUCCAUGUAUUAUGUAUUGCAGUCCCUCAAGGAAGAACUACCAAAGGUUGUAGUGCAAGGCAUACCAGAGGUUUCCCGAGCUGUUAUUCAUGUUGAUGAACAAAGUGGAAAGGAAAAAUACAAACUUCUGGUUGAAGGUGAUAAUCUACGAGCUGUUAUGGCUACUCAUGGAGUGAAAGGAAUAAAAACAUCCUCUAACAACACUUACGAGGUAGAGAAAACUCUGGGAAUUGAAGCUGCUCGGACCACCAUUAUCAACGAGAUUCAAUAUACGAUGGUGAACCAUGGCAUGAGCAUUGACAGGAGACAUGUUAUGUUAUUGUCUGAUCUAAUGACUUACAAGGGUGAAGUGCUGGGCAUUACCAGGUUUGGCCUGGCAAAAAUGAAGGAAAGUGUGUUGAUGCUGGCUUCUUUUGAAAAGACUGCAGACCAUCUCUUUGAUGCUGCUUACUUUGGACAGAAGGAUUCUGUUUGUGGUGUUUCUGAGUGCAUCAUCAUGGGAAUUCCAAUGAAUAUUGGAACAGGACUCUUUAAACUCUUACACAAAGCAGAUAAGGAAUCAACUCCUCCCAGGCGGCCUCUGAUAUUUGAUCAUAAUGAAUUUCAUAUUCCCAUUGUUACGUAGAACUUGGACAUAAAAAAAGAUAGCAAACCAAGAAAUAGUAAGCAAACAUAAUUUAAAUUAAACAAAGUGUAUUAUUGGUUCUGUGUAUCUCAAUAUAACUGAAUUGGUAAGUUAAAUAAUAUCAAAAGAAUUGCCCAAUUGUUCACCACCUGUGGUUAGUACAGACCCUGAAAGGAGAGAGUGCACCAGAAAGUGGAAACGAAUUUCAAGUGAAUUUCACCUGAUAACAUUUCCUUUUUCAUGUGAUAGUGUUAGCUUUUCCUGUUACUGUUAAUGGGUGCAAGCUGUUAUUAACUCAUUAUUUAUUACACUCGUGUUCAGAUUUUACUAAAAAACAAAAAUAAAAUUGCAAGAGAAUUCUGAGAGCUUGCCCAGAGUGCUUUUGGAAGUGCCCUUUCAACAGGAGCUGCAAAGGUCAGUCUACAGCUGUUAAGAACAGGAACUUCAGAAAGCUGGAACUGAGUCUUUAAUUCAUCGUGAAUUCAGGAGUGCUGUUCAAAGUGUUUGAAAUAUUUGCUCUUUGCUUUUGGUAGUUUUAAUUGGUUUUUCUUUAUCCCAAGUUAUUAUCCAGUAAAUUAUUUUCCUCCCCAGGAUUCUGUUUUGGGACCAUAUCUAUAGGAAGCUGUACAUUGUGGUUACUACUAAAUUCUGAGAAGACUGUUGUUAGAAUACUGCCAAUUACAGUUAGCUUUUCAUAUGACAGCAGCUGUCUAACUGCUGGAAUCAGUAACUUCCAGCAGUCUUAGGUUUGGGAAUGUUUCCUAAUUGAGCAGGAUCAUCUGAGCAACCUACUUUGAAUUUAUUAUAUAAAGUAGAAGUUGGAGGGGACACUGUUUUUAUGCAUUGCCAUGAAAUAAUUUGGAAGCAUCUUCAGCUUUAGUCCACUAAAGCAGUUUUCAGAAUGAAUAUAGAUCUCAAAUAAUUUCAGUGUUUAGCCACCAGUGUUUGGAUACUCAGUAUGCCCAUGACAUGGGUCAAGGUUGGAGAGAAAUGAAGUAGAGAAAGGAGCUGAAGUUAUGCCCUCAUGAAGUAAAAACGAUGCUGCUGAGUAUUCUAGCAUUUCAAAAUGAACAGGUUUGUGCUGCAGUUUUUAUGUCCACCAAAAGUGUAAGGCUACCUUCAGAGACUGUAAAUCUAUUGGUUUAAGUCUUAAGGUACCACUGUGUCUGUUUUUAAAGUAACCCUCCAUGCAGACAAGAUCUGAUAUUCAACACAGCAAUUCUCAAAUUAAUUUGUAUUUUCAGUGUGAUGCUAAGAUCUAUGUCUGCCUAGAUUUUGGCAGGGUGAAGAUGGAGAACGUAGUGCAUUUAUUUGCUCUAAAAACUACGUAUCUUUUGCUAUCUCUGUUUUAGCCAUAGAAAUUUCAGAAUAAAUUCAAGUUUUCUUUGUGAUCUCAGUGAGAUUGCCACUUACUCAUUUAUCUAUUUCUUUUACAAGGUGUAAAUUUAACAUGAGUAGGGGCUUCAUGGAGAGAAGAUCUAUAAACCUUUCCUGUGGUUAGUACUUUGUUGUAUCAUGGGAAAUUCUACUGACAGUGCUUGACAUUUUUGUGAAUAAAGAUUCUUCUCAAGGUCUAAAUGGGUGGAGUUUGUAUUGGAACAGAUAACCACAUCUUUCCUUUUUUUUUUUUUUUUUUUGUUGGUUGGUCUGGGAGGUUUUUUUGUUUGGUUUUGGAUUUUUUUGUAAAUAUAGAAAAAUAAGCUAUUUGAAUGGUGGGUUCACUCUCUCGUAUGUUCUAAAAUUAAGAAUAAAAUUACAUCUUUUAUCACUGUCUUAAAUAUGACAAUAAAAAGAGGCAGAGGUAAAGAA
This is a messenger RNA of Cinclus cinclus, 6283 nucleotides long. It is a transcript of the gene POLR3A, whose product is annotated as RNA polymerase III subunit A. The transcript is spliced from 31 exons. The coding region runs from base 302 to 4474 and encodes 1390 amino acids. NCBI's taxonomy places the organism in Eukaryota, Metazoa, Chordata, Aves, Passeriformes, Cinclidae. The record is from RefSeq and is a predicted model, not a curated record. Gene Ontology annotation, biological process: DNA-templated transcription. Gene Ontology annotation, molecular function: DNA-directed RNA polymerase activity; DNA binding.